CAGGGUGGGCGGGCAGGGGAGGCUGCGGAAAGCCGGGUGGAGCGAUGGCUGCCGGGACCGCGGCGCUGGGCGCACUGGCAGCCGCGCUGGUGGCGGUGCUGCUCCUUCUGCAGCGUGGGGACGAGGGGUCCGGGGCUGGCCCCAGCAUGGAGGACAAGGAGGGCCUGCCGAAGCUUCUGGAAGACUUCAAGAUGCAGAAUAAAUCCGUCUUUAUUCUGGGUGCCAGCGGGGAAACCGGCAAAGUGCUCCUAAAAGAAAUCCUGGGACAGAACCUGUUUUCCAAAGUCACGCUCAUUGGCAGGAGGAAACUCACCUUUGACGAGGAGGCUUAUAAAAAUGUGAAUCAAGAGGUGGUGGACUUUGAAAAGCUAGAUGACUUUGCUUCUGCCUUUCAAGGCCAUGAUGUUGGAUUCUGUUGCCUGGGAACCACCAGAAGAAAAGCUGGAGCGGAAGGAUUUGUCCGUGUCGACCGAGAUUAUGUGCUGAAGUCUGCAGAACUGGCCAAAGCCGGAGGGUGCAAACACUUCAACCUGCUGUCCUCCAAGGGGGCUGAUAAGUCCAGCAGCUUUUUGUACCUACAAGUGAAGGGAGAAGUGGAAGCCAAGGUUGAAGAGUUAAAGUUUGAUCGCUAUUCUGUGUUUCGGCCGGGGGUCCUACUGUGCGACAGGCAAGAGUCCCGCCCAGGGGAAUGGCUGGUUAGGAAAUUCUUUGGCUCCCUGCCAGAGUCUUGGGCCAGUGGGUACUCUGUGCCUGUGCUGGCAGUGGUUAGAGCCAUGCUGAAUAACAUGGUGAGUCCCAGCAGUGGGCAGAUGGAGCUGCUGGAAAACAAAGCCAUCCUCCACCUGGGGAAGGCCAGUGCCCUGCCCAAACUGUGACCGUCCUGGAGGAGGGCUUGUCCAUGCGAACCUCGGUGCCUGUGGCCAGAUCUAUAAAGUCUGUGUGUGGCCCUUCUUGGCAUCCUACUUCUCAGCCACGCAGCUCCACCAAGAAACAACGGUGCUCUGCUCCAGUGUACAGAGCCUGGUGUACGUGGGGGUCACCAGGGAGCUUGGGAAGGAUAGAGGUUUGUGCUACAAGCCUUCGGGAGUUUCCAGGUUCUGGGCAGAGAGCUGAGGUUUUCUUUUGUUUCUGAGUCCACUGCGGUUCCAACGCCACUGGUCUGAAGCCAGCUUGGAAGCACUCCAGCAGUGGAGGAGGAAUCCUUACAUACUGGGCGGCUGAGGGCUGUCCUAAGUGCUGACACUCAUGUCUGAGUUACACCGUGCUGAAAAGAUACAUGUGAACACCAGG
Nannospalax galili (Upper Galilee mountains blind mole rat) is the source of this 1290-nucleotide messenger RNA. It is a transcript of the gene Htatip2, whose product is annotated as HIV-1 Tat interactive protein 2. Gene Ontology annotation, cellular component: cytoplasm. Gene Ontology annotation, molecular function: NAD binding; oxidoreductase activity, acting on the aldehyde or oxo group of donors, NAD or NADP as acceptor. The record is from RefSeq and is a predicted model, not a curated record. Gene Ontology annotation, biological process: import into nucleus. NCBI's taxonomy places the organism in Eukaryota, Metazoa, Chordata, Mammalia, Rodentia, Spalacidae. The coding region runs from base 45 to 875 and encodes 276 amino acids. The transcript is spliced from 6 exons.